Molecule: messenger RNA, 1038 nt
Organism: Mycotypha africana
Lineage: Eukaryota; Fungi; Mucoromycota; Mucoromycetes; Mucorales; Mycotyphaceae
Product: glycosyl-transferase for dystroglycan-domain-containing protein
Exons: 3
Coding region: 1-1038 (345 amino acids)
Biological process (GO): protein O-linked glycosylation via mannose
Molecular function (GO): glucuronosyltransferase activity; xylosyltransferase activity
Source: RefSeq, a predicted model, not a curated record
AUGAAAACGUUGUUAUCAAAAGCGUUUUCUUUGUCUUCUUACUCCGAAAAUUCACAAAUCAUCCCAUAUUACUAUAAAUCAGACCUCAAUAUGACAACAGAAGACAUCACCAUAGUCACAUUGGUAACCAGAAAUAGAAUUCCAAACCUUUCGAGACUUGCUACACAGUAUCAAGGACCUAUAUCUGCGACACUGCAUAUCUCAGAUGACGAAGAAGGUGAUCUCACAUUAGAAAUUCUCGAAAAUGCCCUGGAAAAGAACUACGCUAUGCGCCAUUUUGUAGAUAUUCAUGUUAUACGCGAUGAGUUCGACCGCGAACUAAACUUGUGGAGAAAUAUUGCUAAGCUGUUCGCCAGAACUGCCUACAUCAUGCAACUUGAUAUCGAUUUCUUUCCCAACACUGAUAUCAGAAAAUCAGUAUUAAGUGAUCCCGUUGCCAUGUCCCUGUUAAAAAGUGGUGAAGCUGCCUUGGUUAUUCCUGCUUUUGAGUACACAACGCAAGAUAAGGGUUUAGACUAUCGCCAAUUUCCCAAAACUAAAGCUGAACUCGUAAAAGAAUACAAUGCUAACAAGUUAGAGAUGUUCCACUCAUUCUGGACACCAGGUCAUGCCCCCACUGAUUACGAACGCUGGGUUGGUGGCGAAAAGGAAAUUUAUCAGGUGACCGAUUAUCAGUUCUCUUACGAACCUUAUGUUAUAUUUAAGAAUCAAGGGUCUAUGUGGUGCGAUGAGAGAUUUGCUGGUUAUGGUAGCAACAAGGCGGCAUGUUUAUUUGAGCUCUAUGUUUUGGGUGUUAAUUUUUACGUACUACCAAAUGACUUUAUUAUUCAUCAAACUCAUGCAUACCCCAAUGAAGCGAGAAAGAUUGAGCGAACUUACAAUCGCCGUUUAUACAGUCAUUUUAGGGAAGAAGUUUGCAUUCGUUUGGCGCGUAGAUUUAUCACCCAAAAAAAGUGGGACGACCCUAAAAUUGAAAACCUACGACGCGAGUGUGCAACCAUCAAACCUUUCCAAAGAGCCAUUACAAGGUUCUCAUAA